AUGAUGUCCAGAGGAGAGCGGGACAAUGGGAAAAAUGGCACUGGCUACAAGGAUGACAAUAUUAGAAACAACCGGGACCAGGAUUCAGAGGGAAAAGCACAUAAGAGAUCGGAGACCAUUAACUGUGGUGUGAGCCUAAGGAAGAAGGUGAGCAAACCUCCCCUGGAGCAGCUGUACCGGGAGGGCCCGCUGCUGGGGAGCGGCGGCUUCGGCAGCGUUUACGCCGGGACCCGGCUCGCCGACGGCGUCCCGGUGGCCAUCAAGCGAGUGUCCCGGGACCGCGUCUUGGAGUGGGCGCGGCUGCACGACGGCGCCCUUGUGCCCCUGGAGCUGGUGCUGCUCUGGAUGGCGUCGUGGCCCGGCUUCCGCGGCAUCGUGCGGCUCCUGGACUGGUUCGAGCUGCCCGACGGCUUUGCGCUGGUCAUGGAGCGUCCGGAGCGCUGUCAGGACCUCUGGCACCUGCUGCACGCGGGGGGGUUCCUGCCAGAGCCCGUGGCGCGGGCGCUGUUCCGGCAGGUGCUGGGGGCCGUGCGGCACUGCACCAGCCGCGGCGUCCUGCACCGCGACAUCAAGGCCGAGAACGUGCUCGUUGACCUGGCCACCGGCGAGGCGAAGCUCAUCGACUUCGGCUGCGGCACCAUCCUGCAGGACACGUUC
Cinclus cinclus is the source of this 657-nucleotide messenger RNA. RefSeq names its product serine/threonine-protein kinase pim-1-like. Gene Ontology annotation, cellular component: cytoplasm. Gene Ontology annotation, molecular function: ATP binding; protein serine/threonine kinase activity. The annotation marks the transcript as partial. Gene Ontology annotation, biological process: regulation of mitotic cell cycle; negative regulation of apoptotic process; protein autophosphorylation. NCBI's taxonomy places the organism in Eukaryota, Metazoa, Chordata, Aves, Passeriformes, Cinclidae. The transcript has 5 exons. The record is from RefSeq and is a predicted model, not a curated record.